Molecule: messenger RNA, 3003 nt
Organism: Spea bombifrons (plains spadefoot toad)
Lineage: Eukaryota; Metazoa; Chordata; Amphibia; Anura; Pelobatidae
Gene: MGAT4C
Product: MGAT4 family member C
Exons: 3
Coding region: 46-1446 (466 amino acids)
Biological process (GO): protein N-linked glycosylation
Molecular function (GO): acetylglucosaminyltransferase activity
Source: RefSeq, a predicted model, not a curated record
CAUAUAUAUAUAUCUGUCAAAAAGUAGCGCAAAUAUUUGGAUACAAUGAGAUGUUUCCGAAAACGUUCAGCAAUACCAGUACUAGGAGUGCUAAUAUUUUGUCUUCUAUUCAUGAACUUGUAUAUUGAAGAUGGAUAUGUGCUGGAAGAAGAUAAACGAGUUAGAGACGCGUCGACAUCCCAACUAAAUACAGAUCGAUAUGCUCCUUUAAUUAAAGAAUUCUCAAAUUUCUCAUCAUCCAUAAAUAUAUCAUAUCAAAUCUUAGCAGGAAUGCCAUCACCAAGAAAAAGGUAUCUUACUAUUGGCCUGUCCUCUGUUAAACGGAAAAAAGGAAAUUACUUACUUGAAACAAUCAAAUCCAUAUUUGAACAGUCAAGUUACGAUGAAUUAAAAGAGAUUGUAGUAGUUGUACAUCUAGCUGACUUUGACCUAUCUUGGUGUGAAAGCAUUGUUCAAGAUAUAUCCCGAAAAUUUUCUCAUCACAUUAUUGCUGGAAGAUUGACAAUUAUCCAUACUCCAGUAGAGUUUUAUCCUAUCUUAAAAGGUUUAAAAAGAAAUUACAACGACCCCGAUGACCGUGUCAAAUUUAGAUCCAAGCAAAAUGUUGAUUAUGCGUUUCUUUUAAAUUUUUGUUCCAAUUUGUCUGAUUACUACAUGAUGCUUGAGGAUGAUGUGAGAUGCUCAAAGAAUUUUUUGGCUACUAUUAAGAAAGUCGUCAAUUCACGGAAAGGAUCAAGCUGGAUCACUUUGGAAUUUUCAAAGCUGGGAUACAUAGGUAAAUUGUAUCAUUCCCAUGAUUUAACAAGACUGGCCCACUUUCUGCUAAUGUUUUACCAAGAAAUGCCUUGUGACUGGUUACUGAUUCAUUUUAGAGGCCUUUUGGCCCAAAAAGACGCAAUCCGAUUCAAGCCAUCUCUUUUCCAACACAUGGGCUACUACUCUUCAUACAAAGGUGUUGAGAACAAGUUAAAGGAUGACGAAUUUGAGGAGGACUCAAUUGAUAUACCUGAUAACCCACCAGUAAGUAUCAGCACAAAUAUGAAUGUAUUUGAAAACUAUGAAGUCAGCAAAGCAUAUAGCAGCACAGAAGAAUAUUUCUGGGCCAAAUCCCCAUCCAGUGGUGAUUUUUACCAUAUUAUAUUUGAAAAACCUAUCAAAAUUAGUAGAAUUAAAGUUAACACUGGAAGUGAAGAUCGGCCAAAUGAUAUUUUACACCAUGGAACAUUGGAGGUUGGAGAACGAUUGGUCGGAAAUAAAAAAGUAAAGAAAUGUACAACUUACCUUAGAUUAGGAGAUUUCAACAACGGAAAUUUUGAAAUGGAAGAUAUAGAUCACAAGGUUUUAUUUAAUAUUGACUGCAUUCGAAUUCUUGUAACAAAAAAUCAAAUUGAAUGGUUAAUUAUUAAAAGCAUUAGUAUUUGGAUUACUGAGCCAAUAAACCAUUAGGCCAAUGUGCCUUCCGGGUAGAAGAAGAAAAUGACAUUAUCCGUUAAAUGCCAUCUGGCAUGUCUCCAAAUUGAACUACACUUUUUAAUAAUAUGCAGAAAUUGCAAACUAUGUGAAAAAAAUAUUUUUUAUUAAUUCUGUCAGGCAAUAUUCAACAAUAUCUGUGUUUUUGAAAUGUUCUCUAUUUUAUACAAAAACAACCUCCCAUACUGCAAAUUACUUUUAGUGUUAUUGUUAAGCUUUUCAUUUUAUAGAAAGAAAACACUUUCUUUUAGCAUGGCAUUUUUGUAAAACAGUCUACAAUUUCCCAAGCGUCUGUCCAAUGCUUAUUUCUCUUGCUUAAGCCUCUUACUACCUCUUUCUCUUCUCUAAAAUAUACCCCACUUUUGAGAGCCAGCGUGACUUGAAAUACCUUGUGUUAGAAUUUGUUUCUCUGGUGCUCAAGGGGUAAAUUUUGUAAUGCAUAAGGCAAAUUCAAUCCUUCACUGUGAGAGAACACUGUCGCAAAAACAUGAAUUUCUUAUUUAAUUGAUUAUGGUUAGUUUACCAAUACUACAUGCUGCUUCAUUUAAACUAAAUCAUACUAGUUUAUCACAAAGGUAACACGGUUCUAUGUUAAAUCCAAGGUUUUGUUUUGAUAUUUUAACUCUUUUAACUGUUUUAUUUAAUUAUGCUUUGAGCUAUAUAUUUAAUGUUUUCAUAUUUAUUAUUUAAAACUGCUGUAUUUGAUCCUCUUUUUCCUGUUUAUUUAAAAUUAUUUUUAAACAUAUUUACUUGGAUAGAUUGGAGAGAUUUAUAAAUGUAUAGCAAGUGCAAAAAAUGGGGAAACAAAUACCAAAAAUACACAUGUAUUAAAAAUUGGUUUUGGGACAAUAUUUUCCUAAAUGUUGAGCAAGAAAAGACUUGCGAACAAAAAACACAUCAAAUGUUGCCAUUAAAAGUGGAUAAAUAUGUAUCCUGGCUAUCAUCGUCAGCAUCAACAAAUGCUUUUCAUUGCAUAAAAAAAGCACAAUUUUGGGGACUUAAUAUGAUUUUUAAAAAUUACAAAUACAUUUGUCCAUGUUGUAUUGUUUUGUAUAAUAACCUGUAAAAACUGUGCUUUUCUUUCUCUUUUUUUGUUCUGUUUAAUUAUGUGGAUAGAUUUACUACAUCAUUUCAUGUUGCCACACUUCUAAUUAAUUUGUAUGAUGAUUAAAAUCCAUAGCCCUGAUUUGCAAAACAAACCAAAAUGUAGACUAUAAAUGUUUCAUAAAAUGUAUAACUGUCUGCUGAAAUAGUUAUCUUUUAAAUGUUCAAAAGUCCAACAAAGCCAUUGAAAGACUAUUUGAAACAAAAUAAGAAACAAAAUGUGCUUGAAUAAAAAUGCCAAUUUUAUUAAUCUAAAAAAUUUGGAUUAAAAAAUGUACUAGAGUAGUUUUUCAAACAUUAUUUUCUUUAUUAAUGUUUUCAAGUGUUUAAUAUGUUCUAAACAUUCGUUUUUUAGGUUGAUAUUGUAAAUUGUCCUUUUCAUUACAGAGAUAUUGGUGUGGAUUAAAAUUUUGCAUUUGAAUAUGUUGA